Molecule: messenger RNA, 3103 nt
Organism: Galeopterus variegatus (Sunda flying lemur)
Lineage: Eukaryota; Metazoa; Chordata; Mammalia; Dermoptera; Cynocephalidae
Gene: TLK1
Product: tousled-like kinase 1
Exons: 3
Biological process (GO): chromosome segregation; intracellular signal transduction; peptidyl-serine phosphorylation
Cellular component (GO): nucleus
Molecular function (GO): ATP binding; protein serine/threonine kinase activity
Source: RefSeq, a predicted model, not a curated record
GUAUUUACCUCCUGAGUGUUUUGUAGUUGGAAAAGAGCCACCAAAGAUUUCCAACAAGGUUGAUGUGUGGUCAGUUGGAGUCAUCUUCUUUCAGUGUCUUUAUGGUAGAAAGCCAUUUGGUCACAAUCAAUCUCAACAAGAUAUUCUUCAAGAAAAUACAAUAUUAAAAGCCACAGAAGUCCAGUUCCCUGUGAAACCAGUUGUAAGCAGUGAAGCCAAGGCCUUUAUAAGACGCUGUUUGGCAUACCGAAAAGAAGAUCGAUUUGAUGUGCACCAACUGGCAAAUGAUCCAUACCUUCUCCCACACAUGAGAAGAUCGAAUUCUUCAGGAAACUUACACAUGACUGGUCUAACAGCAUCCCCUACACCCCCUUCUUCAAGCAUACUUACUUACUGACUUUCCUCCAAGAUUGGCAUGAUAUCUUUGAAUUGCUUCCAGAUGCACACCUGAGUUAGAGAGCAUUUGAGUGUUUUUUUUUUUACACAUGGUUAAGAACUGUUUGUGAACUGAAGUUCUUCAUAAUGUCAUUUAUAUGAGAGUGGAUCAUGGACAAUGAAUAAAUGCAAAUUUCUGGCUAUAUCCUUGAGCAGUGAAGGAUGACUGCCUGUUGCAUAGGAACCAGGAAUACCGUGUUAAGAUAGAAGAAAAAUAUUUGUUUAUUUGGGAACACUGUAAAUAACGUUUAUAAUACUUAAAUACAUUCGGUUGUUACUAGAGAGUUCUAAUAUGAAGGGUAGUUUUUCAUUAUUUAAAAACACAUGGAAAAAAUAUGAGACAUAUUUCUAACACAAGAACUACAGUGCCUGGAUACAUUCUUCAGCAUUCGGCAGUUAAUCUGCUAAAACCAAAGUAAGAACUGAAUGACAGUGACAGUUGUGUUUUAUAGUAAUCAAAUGUGAGAGAAUCUUUUAACAAAGUUAGACUUUGUCAUUUGCCAAUUCUGGCUUUUACCAAGUUGUACCUCGAAAUCACAUGUCCGUUUUUUUCACUUGUUAUAUUAAAGGGAGAACUAUUAUUCCUAGAUACUUUACACCUUUGACAAAAUGAGCUGCUUGUUUUGAAAUCAGUUGAAUUCACUAAAUUGUAAUAUCGCCAGUGUUUUCAACAUGUUAGCAUUGAUAACAGGUAUUUUUCUUUUGUUACCAGGCCUUGCUCAUUAAACCAAGUGACAGUGUGUAACCAAAUGCAGACCAGUUCUAUGCAGGAUAAUGAUAAAUUCCCUUCUAGCUCUAUUGUAAAUUGUUGUACAGGUGUCAUAUUUCAAUUACUAAGUUUCAGCAGCUUAUUCUUGUACAAAUGUUUAAAAAUAUGGCUUUUCUAAUUGGAUAUUGUAUUUUUCUUAAGUCUUCUUAAAGGCGCUUUAACUGCUGCUAAGUGAUGUUGCUUUGCUAAAAAAAAAAAUUGAAUGACCUCCUUGAAGGUGCAAGUUGACUGUACACCAUAGAGAGAUGUUCAAAGCAGGCAUUCAUUAACAAUCAAGGCAUGUAAAAAUGAUCCAUGUUGGUCAUACUGAGUUCUUUAAAUCAGUUUCUUGGGUUCUAGGGCUGUGGAGCACAUAGAUAUUAGAUUUAUAAAUUGUUCAUGGUUAUUCUCCAUUUCCAGAAGGUUCUUAUCAGCAAGGUGGGAUGAUGGUCCCAUAAACAAGUUUCUUGUGGUUUGUACAGAUUUGUUAAAAUGUGAACUUUCUAACUGCCUUGUAUGGUAGAAACCAAUAUUUUUCAGGAUGCUGUAUUUCACUCCUGUAAGGAUUUUUUUCUUUAUUGUCACACUCAUAAUGCUUAUACUUACAUGUAAGUUGUCCAUGUUGCAGAAAAAGGAGGCUGUGCUUACCACAGAUUCUCCUUAAUAUUGUACAGUUAAACUGUGGCUCUUACUUCUGAUGUUGCAAGCCAUUUUGUUUUUUCAUUGUACAUAGACACAUUGUCUCUUUAAGAUGCUGCUGAAAUUGUAGAGAAUGUAGCCAAAAAGAGUAAUAAACAAUGAUAGUUAAAAUGUAAAGACUAUGAAAAUUACAUUUGAAGGGAGCUUUCAAGAUUUAGGAUAUUGACUAAUUUAACUCCUCUACUUAAGAAUCAGCUGUAUAAAUUCUUUAAGUGUACUUCAAGACAAGUAUAAAGUGUUUCAAGCUGUUAAUGUUAAAUCUAAUAACCAUUAUCAAGACUAAUCCUGGGUAACACUUAGCACUAUCAGGAGUGGCAUAAAGGCUAUACCUGUUCCUCUGUAGAUUAAGAUAGAAGACCUAUAAAAAAAUACCACAUGGUAAUGAAAUGUUAGCAUUGGUUGAGUGCUUUAGGUGCUGCCCACAAGUUUUCAGUUUUGUUAUUUUUGAGUUUUCAUCUUUCUGAAAGAUAAAGUACUAUGUUCAUAAAGCAACUAUUAUUUAAAGUCUUGAAUUAAAGGAAAAUACCCAGUUUUGUUUAAAAUUUUGGUGAGGUGUGAUGUGAAUGUGUAAAUCUAAUAUGAGGUUGAGUAAGUAGUAUAGACCUGGAUCACUGCCUCACUAUUUUAUUCUCAAAAGAAUGAGAGUGACUGCUUAGUGUCAAAAUGCAGAAAGGAAAACAAGCCAUAAAGUGAACUUUCCUUGACCUGGGUUUAGGUAAUCAUUUUAGAAUCAAAGAUGUAUAGGAGAUGAAUCAAUUUACAGACCCAUGUCUUCCUUCUAAAGUUGUUCCAAGCAAAUGCUAUGGAUUUUGGAUAACCCAGCAGGUCCUAGAUGGCUAAUUGAGCCAAAUGAACAAUUUAUUGUUACCUUCACAUGGGAAAUCGGUACCUGUUGCUAAAUAAUUUCAAAGUCACUCUGGUGGACUUUAGCUGUAAUAUUUUUUGAGGCUUCAAUUGUUUCUGAUGUCUUCUGAUAUCUGUCUUCAGAAUUAAAGCCUGUCUUAUGUCCCUAAGAUGAGAGCCAAGGUCUCUCUUUAAGAGUCAGCAUUGAUGCAAGGUAAAAUCACAUCUUACAUACAAUUUAAAAAUCUUUCUUUGAUUUAACUUUAGUGUGUGCAUGUGGAGAGUGUAGAAACCACCCUAAUAAUUUGUAAGUUGGGAGUUGGGGAGAUACUUACUUGGUUGUUUGUCAAAAAUAAAGACUCAAUCUUUUUUUCCUUA